Messenger RNA from Oncorhynchus nerka (sockeye salmon), 3740 nucleotides. Its product is annotated as serine/threonine-protein kinase tousled-like 1-B. Gene Ontology annotation, molecular function: ATP binding; protein serine/threonine kinase activity. The record is from RefSeq and is a predicted model, not a curated record. The transcript is spliced from 22 exons. Bases 229 to 2478 code for a protein of 749 amino acids. NCBI's taxonomy places the organism in Eukaryota, Metazoa, Chordata, Actinopteri, Salmoniformes, Salmonidae. Gene Ontology annotation, biological process: chromosome segregation; peptidyl-serine phosphorylation; intracellular signal transduction. Gene Ontology annotation, cellular component: nucleus.
GAAUGUCAUUGUAUGCUGUAGCUUUAAGAUUAAGGGGCCUAGCCCGAACUAUGAACAACAGCUCCAGACCAUUAUUCCUUCUCCACCAAACUUUACAUUUGGCACUAUGCAUUGGGGCAGGUAGCGUUCUCCUGGAAUCCACCAAACCCAGAUUUGUCCGUUGGCCUGCCAGAUGGUGAAGCGUGGCUCAUCACUCCAGAGAAUGUGUUUCCACUGCUCCAGAGUCCAAUGACGGCGAGCUUUACAUCACUCCAGCUGACGCUUGGCAUUGCGCAUGGCACCAUGGAGGAGCUGCACAGCCUGGACCCCCGGAGACAGGAGCUGCUGGAGGCUCGCUUCAUGGGUGCGGUCACUGGUACUGGGGGCAGUACCGGGGGCAGCACUGGCAGCACCAGCGGGGGAACCAAAGGAAUGACGAACAAUGACUGUUCAAAUCAAAGUUUUGGAAGCCUGGGGUCUUCCAGUGACAAAGAGUCAGAGAGCUCAGAUGUGAAAAGGGGGAGCUCUCCUGCAUAUUCGACUCCUGAAAAGAAACACUCUGAAUCAUCCAGGGGAAGAAAAAGGAAACCUGAUAUCCAAUCAGAGAGCAGCCAAGGGAAGUCUAUCGUGCGAGGACCCAAAAUUAGUGAUUAUUUUGAUUUCCAAGGAGGGAAUGGGUCCAGUCCUGUGAGAGGUCUCCCCCCAGUGAUCCGCUCACCCCAGAACUCACAUUCCCACACCGCGCAGGUUUCCAGUAUUAGGCAAAACGGCUCAUCUCCUACGAGUCUGUCUUUUGGGGACCAUGUGAUGCAUCCUAAACAGCUAGCAGUCAAAUGUGUGCAGACUGACCUGACGGGGCUCAAGUUGGCUGCCCUUGAAAGUAACAAGAACCUGGACCUUGAGAAAAAAGAAGGCAGAAUAGAUGAUUUGCUUAGGGCAAACUGUGAUCUCAGGAGACAGAUAGAUGAACAACAGAAAUUACUUGAAAAGUACAAAGAACGCUUAAAUAAAUGCAUCACCAUGAGCAAGAAGUUGCUCAUAGAAAAGAGCACCCAGGAAAAGCAGGCGUGCCGGGAGAAGAGUAUGCAAGACAGACUACGGUUAGGCCAUUUUACCACUGUACGACAUGGAGCCUCCUUCACAGAGCAGUGGACAGAUGGCUUUGCCUUCCAAAACCUAGUGAAACAGCAAGAGUGGAUAAACCAACAGAGGGAAGAAAUCGAGAAGCAGAGAAAACUCCUAGCAAAGAGGAAACCCCCAUCCUCCAGCAACUCCCAAGCACCAACCACAAACUCUGAGCCAAAGCAACGCAAAACCAAGGCAGUGAACGGCACGGAGAACGAUCCCUUUCUCAAGCCCAGCCUACCUCAGCUGUUGACUCUAGCAGAGUACCAUGAGCAGGAGGAGAUUUACAAACUGCGACUCGGCCAUCUCAAAAAGGAAGAAGCUGAAAUCCAGGCGGAGUUGGAGCGCCUGGAGAGAGUGCGGAACCUUCACAUUCGGGAACUUAAGAGAAUAAAUAAUGAGGACAGUUCACAAUUCAAAGACCAUCCGACUUUGAACGAUAGGUAUCUACUCCUGCAUCUUCUGGGAAGAGGAGGCUUUAGUGAAGUUUACAAGGCGUUUGACUUGAUUGAGCAACGGUAUGCUGCUGUGAAAAUUCACCAGCUCAACAAGAACUGGCGGGAGGAGAAAAAAGAGAACUAUCACAAACACGCCUGUCGAGAGUACAGAAUACACAAGCAGCUGGACCACCCCAGAAUCGUCAAGCUGUAUGACUACUUCUCACUGGACACAGACACGUUUUGCACAGUUUUGGAGUACUGUGAAGGAAAUGACCUGGACUUCUACUUGAAGCAGCACAAGCUAAUGUCAGAAAAGGAGGCCCGCUCCAUCGUCAUGCAAAUUGUGAAUGCACUCCGAUACCUGAACGAAAUCAAGCCCCCCAUCAUCCACUAUGACCUCAAGCCAGGUAACAUCCUGCUUGUUGAUGGCACAGCUUGUGGGGAAAUCAAAAUCACAGACUUCGGUUUGUCCAAAAUCAUGGAUGACGACAGCUACGGUGCAGAUGGCAUGGACUUGACCUCACAAGGAGCAGGGACCUACUGGUACUUGCCUCCUGAGUGUUUUGUUGUUGGCAAAGAACCUCCAAAGAUCUCCAACAAGGUGGACGUGUGGUCUGUUGGCAUCAUCUUUUUCCAGUGUUUAUAUGGAAGAAAACCAUUUGGUCACAAUCAGUCUCAGCAGGAUAUCCUGCAGGAGAACACUAUUCUUAAAGCAACCGAAGUUCAGUUUCCUGUCAAGCCUGUUGCCAGUAAUGAAGCUAAGGCCUUUAUAAGGCGCUGCUUGGCAUACAGGAAGGAGGACCGGUUUGAUGUUCACCAGCUGGGAAGGGAUUCCUACCUGCUCCCUCACAUGAGGAGGUCCAGCUCUUCAGGGAAUCUGCAGCUGGGCGCUGGUGGCUCAGGACCUGCCUCCUCCAGCAUCAUCUCGUACUGAGGGCCGGCUGUGCACUGACUGACUGACUGACUGGCUGCACCACGCCUGCAGAGCCCUCUCCCCCACAGGACCAGGUGUGUGAGAGAGGAGCUGCCUGCCAACCAGCGGUGUAUUGGAAGGCAUUUGGACCCUGUAGACUGAAUGGUGUGGAAUUUGGCCUUCGCCUGGACUGUUCUGGGUUUCAAAUGGGUGUUUACUAAAGACUUAUUAAUGAAUGGAUGUUUAAAAGAACAUGAGUAAAUUACCUUGUGAAGGUUGAAUAGAGCACUGCUACAGACAGUACCUUGAAUAAAUGUGACUAGACAGUUGCUGGUGGAAGCCUUACAGGGCCUAAGGUAUACCUGGCAGCCCGCCAUUUAGAAGAAUGAACAUGGUCCUGCCGGGAUGAUUUACCUUCUAGGAGUGGACAUUCAUGUUUUUUUUGUAGGUAUGCAAUGAUUUCACCAAUUCGGCUGUAUGUUUUUUAUUUUCAGAAAGUGUUGGGUUGUACAAUUAGCCAUGAGAAUGUAAUGUUUUAGCAUAUGUGGGAUCUGUCAUUUAGGCCCAGGCAGCAUACUAAUGUUGAAUGCACAAAAUAACCAAAUGUCAAUGUACAGAAUCCUAUGCAGGAAGAUUUUAAUGAAUUUCUUCGAGAGUACAUGUAUAUUUGCUGUACAGAAGACGAUUUUCAGAUUUCGAACUGCAGCUGUACCAUUCUGUACACAUGUUUAAAGGCCCAGUGCAGUGACUUUCCCCUUUUGUUUUGUAUACACAUUACCACACUGAGGUUGGAACAAUACUGUGAAAUUGUGAUAAUUAUGGUGAUGCCCUUUAGUGUAAGAGCUGUUUGACAAGACCACCUGAAAUGUUUGCCUGUGUGGUGGGAUGGAGUUUUGGCCUGCCUGCUGACAUCUCCAGGCGGUAAAUUAGUUUAUAGAUCAAUAAGAAAGAGUUCCAAACCUCACUGCUAAUAAUAGCUCGUUUUCAGUUUUCCCCUCCCUACUCAGACCACUAUCAAUUCUUUGCUUCAGAAAUUGCUAUGUUUUGUUUAUGACCACGUUUUCUAUUAAAAAUCACAGUAUGGUGAUUGUUACCCAGAAAUGACUUGAUAUUGAGAUAAAAAUGGCUGCAUUGGACCUUUAACAAUUUCUUAUUCUUUUCCGAUUUGUUUAAAAUUUUUGCUGCUUUUGAUGUUGCUCUUAAUUUUUAGGGCUGUAUGUUCCACUCUGGGUACACAAUGUACAGUUCUGUAAAAACAAUAAAUGAUGAUAAAUAACAGGGAA